This is a messenger RNA of Osmia lignaria (orchard mason bee), 5960 nucleotides long. RefSeq lists its product as uncharacterized. The record is from RefSeq and is a predicted model, not a curated record. NCBI's taxonomy places the organism in Eukaryota, Metazoa, Arthropoda, Insecta, Hymenoptera, Megachilidae.
GGACCGUGUACCGGUACCGUUAACGUUAAGCUUUACCGCGAAUCAAAUCAACGUCUCUGUUUAUCCAAUAAAUCGGUACGCCUGGUCGCGUACGCGACGUGGAAAGGUCGACGUGCACGUUCUACCCGGUCCUCUCGAAUUUCUACCUUUCUGCUUUUCCCUCGGAAAUUCUAUCGUCUACCUUUUACGGAAGCUCGUCACGAUCGUUGCAGUUGCGACAGGAUAUUCCGAAAUUCCCUACAAUUUCACCCGACUCCGCUCCUCGGAGAUUACCACAUUCGAAAUCGCUCUUUCUAUAAAAGUGUCUCCAGAAAUUAGAAUUUCGUUUCCUUGUUACAUAAGAUGCAGGUGUAUUAAUACAAAAUAAAUAUCCUGGAGUACGCGGUAGCCGUCGUUCUGCAGUCGGCGUCGCGACGUACCUCGAUUACGAAAGGACGAAGGCGACGAGAAAGGAGCGGUUACGAUAGGUCAGUGGCGAACCGAAGCACCGAUCGCGAAACUUAAACGACGUAUCCUGAUGGAGCGUGAACGCGUUGCCGGAGACGAAAGGAGCGGUAUUUAGAAAGCAACCGGUAAGGCGCGUUCUAAGCGAAAAAGGCUGUUGUUCUGCUACGUUUUCGCGGUGUCGAAACGUUUUGUCGGUAGCGAAGUGAAUGUCUAGGUAAGAGGACAACGCGAACCGAAGGGUGAAGAAGGGGCCGUGGAAUAAGGAGGUUUGCUGUUUGCCGCUCGAGGCGAACAGCUGGCAAGCAGCAAUAUUGGUAGCACCGUUAGCGCGGCUUGUCCGAUUCCCUCGUAGAUCACUCUUCUCCAUCAGUACGCUGUCUCCCUUUUUCUCUUUGCCAGGGGUCAUUAGUCGACAGUGGUGUAUCCUAACAGGAUUCCUCUCUUCCUGGACUCUUCUAUCAUUUCAAUCUACCUUCUCGCCUACGCGUUGUUCAACUGAACACAGAAUUUCUAAUUCAAAAUAUAUCGAGACUAUCAGGAAACUUGUAUAAGAUUUUCAAGGUUUUCGAUAUCUUUGAAAUUUCAAUUACUCGCUCGCUAUUUGUGGCACUCGAUAGUGCGAUUACGUCCCUGUCACCUGUGCUACCACCACGACCGACAGUGCCACUUCUACCCGCCGAAAGUCACCGCUCCGGCACGGAAGACUCGCUCGCUCGCGGCCAGUAGUACUGGGACGCGUUUUCCGCGCGCGACACGCGUUACAAGCUUCCCGUCUCCCUCUGCUAUCAAUCGUUCCCUAUCUCCGUUUCAUUCUCUCCUAUAGCUUCGAAGGGCUUCGUUCGGUCGACCCGUACCUUACGAUCGAUCGCGGGCAACGAAGGUCGAAACGGUUCAGUCGAAGCCCGUGUUUCCAUCGAGCGACACGCGAUUCCGUCUUCCCACCGCGUGGACGAUAAACGUCCUGGAAAAAUCUCCUGAAUACUCCGUACAUACGAUUGCAGUGUAUGGGAGAACAGUGAAGCUAAAGUUUUGUGAAAUGUGAACGAGUGAUUAAAUUUGAAGAAAUGUCGUUGCAUAUCAAAUGGCCGAUUUCGAAACAUAGAAAGUGCGACGCGAUUUGAUGACAGAAAAUAGUUGAAACACUUCGAAGCCUUUUACGACGUUAUGACAUUUCGUUCGCCAAUUCCUUGAAACAAUCAGCACCAUGGUGGUGUCUCAUCGCGAGGGCAGCAUUUCCUCGAACAUACGAGCGAUAAUCGAGCAGCUGAAUUUAAAUCCAGUGGAAAGAAGGCGAUUAAUCGAUCGAACGAAACAGGAUAAUACCCGAUGCAAGAGUUUUCCGGGUGUUCAACCGACGGCGAAGAUCAGCAUCGGCGUGUACGGAUGCAAGGAGAAGGUUGAUUACGAAAUACCAGAACCGAUGAAACGCGUCUGCAAAUUCGAGGAUAGAUUUAGGGGCAAGGCAGAGAUCGGAGGAAGGAAAAUCGUCGGGAUUAAGAAAGAGGCUACCGCGACGAUCGAGGAUCAUGCGGUCGAGGAGAAGAAGGAGAACAAGGGGGUUGGAUCGAUAAGAUCUACGUACAAGAUCGAGGAUCGGCCAAGAUCGAAGCCGGAGAACAGACGAACGAUCCUUCAGGCUAAACGAGAGCAGUUUGUUCGAGCCGAAGACAGGAUCGAGGACAAAACGGAAGAUGAAUCGAUGGGAUCUGUGAGACCUUCGUGCAGGAUCGAGGAUCGACCACGCUCGAAGCCGGAAGUUAGACAGCGGAUCCCUCCAGUUAUCAAAGAAUCGAACCCACGGAUAGAAGAGAGCUGCGAGAGUUCAAGAUCGCCAAAGGACGCGGCUGAUCGAAUUAUACCUGUGGCCAAAGAAGACUUACCGCAAUUAGAAACCGUCAGCUUGAAUCAUACAGCGGCGCACCAUCGAAUUUCCGUACGACCCAAGAACCGAAGACCACCGAGGCGCACCGGUUUGCAAGCGAGCAGCACUUCUACGUCAACCAUCACGACCAUCGCGGAGGACUCGUUGGACAGCCUGGACCAACAGAACACGAACAGCAACGCGUCCUCGCCGACCGAAGCGAAAACUGUAUCGGUAACAAGAAAAUCCUCGAGUAGAUUAUCCCGAACGUCGGACAUCUUCGAAGAGUUAGAGGCCAAGCUGCCUAGGAAACCGUCGAGCGCAGCCUCCUUGUCCCCGGACAGCUUGGACGCCAUUAGUCCUUCGAGGACGAGCUCGGAGGUGAACGAGGAGCAAGGAGAAGCGCGAUCGAUAGUCAGAAAGUCGUCGAGUCGAAUAGCAAAGAACUCCGAGAUCUUCGAGGAGCUGGAAGCCAAGCUACCGCGAAGAAGGUCCUCCAACAGGCUGUCCAAGUCUCCGGACAGCCUGGAGGUUGGCUCCUGUUGGUUCUCCAAAUCCAGCGAGGGCUUCGACAAGCUGACAGAGUACGAGGAAGCGAAACCCGUGGUCAGAAGAUCGUUGAAUCCGAUCUCGAAGUCGAUCGACCGUGUUUCCAAGUCCUCGGACAGUCUGGAGGCUAUAGAGGCGCUCGCCAGCGACGAGUCGAUCGAACGCAGGAGGAGCAGCUUCGAGUUCCGUGCUCGCCGAUCCUCCAAGAACAUAUCCAAGUCUUCCGAAAGCUUCGAGGUGCUGGAACAAACCCAGACCGGCGAGGACACGAUGCAGGAGUUGCAGAAGAGGAGCAGCAUCUCGGAUAUCAAUCUGGCUAGAGGGAGACGGUUGUCGAAGAGCAUCUCCAAGUCGUCGGAGAGCUUCGAGAGGAUCGAGAUAAAUGAAAAUAAAGACGAAGAGGAGAACGCCGAUGAAGAUUUUGGCAAAUGUUGCAGAAGAUCCUCGAAGAGAAUGUCGUCGGAGAGUUCGGACAAUUUGGAGAUGGACGAUAGACUGGAGAACAGGAGGAUCAGGAGGACACCGAAGAGAAUAGCCAGCUCUAGUUACGUGGAUAUCGUUGCGACGGACGAGCAGGAAGACGAGAAGAGACCGGUAUCGGUUAGGAAACCAUCCAGGCUUCAGAAGUCCUCGGAGAGCUCGGAACUUGGUAGCACGGAUACCUUGGACUCGGAGAGGAGGAAUAAGUCCUCUGAGAGCACCGAGACUCUGGAUAGUUUAGAGAGGGAUUUGGAUCAGGACAGGAAGCAGGAGGAUCUUGCAGAUGCCGUGGUAGACAAACGCGAGAAAAACGACUCUUGGACCAACAAGAACCUAGUGACGACUGAUGAGAUCCCACCGGUAGCCGACGGUACAGAAGACUCCAAGUCACUGAUUUCCCCAGAUAAGUUCUACUGGCGUCAGUCGUCCGAGUCGAAGGAGAACAUCGAUAUACAUCAGCUGUUAGCCAUCACUAUAGUUACCAGAAUGACCGAUAACGGCAAUAAUCAACGAAGCUCUGUGAUUUAUCCUAAGAAGAAGCAACAGAUCACCGCAUCUCAGCCCACCUCUCCGGUCGCUAAACAAGAAGACAACAAGAUGCUGUUCGACAAUCUCCUUGUUAGUAAAAACGACGAGGACUUGCAGAACAUGCUGAACGGGAAUAUAUCAGAAGUGUCCACUGACACGAAGACCUUCAAGGAGAAGCUGAUCAUGUUUGAGAAACUUGGAAAAUGAACUGCAUAUCGUGUUUAUGAUGAAUUAACGUUGAUUCAAUUGAUUUUCGUUCGUCGAUAUGCUUUUUCAUUCGUUUAAAUGGAACGUAAGAGGCUGAAACAAAGCUGUUCGAAAGAUUCAAAUUUCCAUUAUAGGACACGAUGCCUAUUUUCUUGCAAACGUUUUUAUAUCAAUUUCAUUUAUAGACUGAAUAAGCUGGAGGAGAUAAGGAUAUAUAUAUAUUAUAUAUACAAAAGAAGGAGAAUCAAGAAGGACAAUAACGUAACAUUAUUUCAUUAAAUUUUAUAUAAUGUUUUCAUAAGAAAAUUUUUUUGUUUCAAAGAGAAAGUGAAAAGAGAAUUGAUUCGUAAGCAGAAAUGAACGCGUUGACCGCCAUGGCCAUCGCUGCAACAUUCACUCUGAGGUAUCGCUAACAUUUUAAAUAGAAAAAAUGAAUCCCAUAUGACAGUAUACCAGAACCAAACAUUGUUAUUUCUACCGUGAGAGUCAACGUGUUAACCGUGAAUCGCCGUUGUUAUUUAACUUCUUCCGUUGCUAUGUUUGUUUUUAAUUUGUCCUAAGAAUCGCGUAUUUCAUUAGGAUUACCAGAGUCCUAUUUGAACCCAGUAUUAGCUGGCGCACGAUAUAUCGUGAAACGACCUUCUAUUAUCGUGCUUGCAGAUUCUUCUCGUGUUAGGCAUCCAGCGUUUCGUGGAACUUGUUGUACAGUAGCUUAGAGGAGGCGCAAAAUAGAUGUCGCGUUUCGUUUCGUUGUGUAAGUACAAAAGAGAGAGAGAAAGAGAAAAAAAUAACAGAAAACCCUAUUGCAGAAUUAGGCACGAUGGUGAACGAAUAGGGUACGAAUAAGAAGAGCGACAGAUGUAAUGUUCAGUAUCGGUUAGAAAGUGUUUAAACCACAGGGUACCGUUGUUAAACGAAAUCAUGUGAAAUCAUUCAUAUCUAGAAACGUUAUGGUAAUCUUUUGGAAAAUGCUGCCUUUCCAUUACCAAUUCAACAUUUUCUAUAUGUAUAUCGACGUCGUUGAAAUGUGCGAGAGCAACAAAUGAUAUUCUAUAUACCCGUUCGAUGUUCAAGAAGUGUUAAAUAUUUUCUUCGUUUCUUUGUUUCCUCCGCGUAUCAUUGUACGAUACCAGGAGGAUACGUGUUUUUGAUUUUCGAUACAAAUGUACGUUCGGAAUGAUACAUUCCUCUACGUUGAAAUCAAAAAAAGAACCGUGACUUUUCGUUGUGUACUUUUAAAGGGAGAAAGUGGGAUCAUCGUGGGGUGAAAAAAGACGUUAGAACAGAUCUUUCCAAGAGGAAUUUUUGGUGGGAAGGUAAUCUAAUUGAAAUAAUAAAGGAUGAGAGGAAAGGCAGAGCGAUAGAUGCCACUCGGUUCUGAGAGCCACUCUUGGAAAGGUCUGUGUUAGAGCGUAUCGUUUCUGUCACGUGGACCACGUGAAAGACAGGAUACUUCUUUUCAGUCUUUUUUUAAGUGCCUUAACGAAAUAACGAGGAAUCGACUGGAUGAGUAAAAUUACACGUUGGAUAUCAAUUGCGGGGUAAACCUUUCGUCACCCCCUCACCCCUACGCUCUCCUUUUAGUUUUCUAGUUGACCGUAAACGUCUCAGAGCCCAAAAGAUACGUGUAGAUUAUUAGAUUAACGAGAUAAAUAGAGGAUUAACCAUCACUGUAAACGUAUAAGAACUUGCAUAAUUGAGAAAAAUAUAAAUAUAUAUAUAUAUAUGUAUACAUGUAUGUACGUAUAUGUAUGUUGUACAUAUACAUACAUAUAAAGGGUGUUUCCAAUCUGAUGGCACACCUGAAAAGGUGGUAAAUCUAUAUGAGAAAGUAAAUCGAAAAUGUCGCUUCAUUUCUGAAUAAAUCGAUGUUGAAGAUUCAUCGAAA